Molecule: messenger RNA, 381 nt
Organism: Scaptodrosophila lebanonensis
Lineage: Eukaryota; Metazoa; Arthropoda; Insecta; Diptera; Drosophilidae
Exons: 2
Coding region: 27-356 (109 amino acids)
Source: RefSeq, a predicted model, not a curated record
CUGCUGUCGCUGUUGCUCCUGCUACGAUGCAGCUCGUGCUGCUACUUAUGACGGCCGCUGCAGCUGCUGUGUAUGGUUCCACCGCUGUCCGAAAACUUGGCGAUAUGCCGGAAAAUCUAUAUGCCAAGGAACAAAAGGCAUUUAAGCACUGGUCGGCACAUUUAAGUGGAUAUACAGGUUUCAGCACGGCCUCCAGUUCACCAAACGAAAACACUGCCUCGUGGGUCUGCACCGUCGCCCCAAAAACAGGAAUGGCGUGUUGCGGCUUGCCUUUUAUAGGCCGGAUGUCGUAUGCCUGCGGAUUUUUACGUCCUUGCGCAUCCGUUCAUCACGGCCUUGACGUUUCCCCACUUUGAGGUGCCAUCGGGACACAACCCUGCG